Messenger RNA from Melitaea cinxia (Glanville fritillary), 1284 nucleotides. It is a transcript of the gene Sec13, whose product is annotated as protein SEC13 homolog. Gene Ontology annotation, biological process: COPII-coated vesicle budding; protein import into nucleus; positive regulation of TOR signaling. Gene Ontology annotation, molecular function: protein binding; structural molecule activity. Gene Ontology annotation, cellular component: COPII vesicle coat; nuclear pore outer ring. The transcript has 2 exons. NCBI's taxonomy places the organism in Eukaryota, Metazoa, Arthropoda, Insecta, Lepidoptera, Nymphalidae. The record is from RefSeq and is a predicted model, not a curated record. The coding region runs from base 79 to 1020 and encodes 313 amino acids.
CACGUCAACUUUCUUGACAUAACAAAAUUAACCAAAUAAGUAACCGAAGGUACGAGUGUUUUAAAAGUUUUUGUAAAAAUGAUAAGUGUAUUAAAUACAAUAGAUACCGGUCAUGAAGACAUGAUUCAUGACGCAGAAUUGGAUUAUUAUGGAUUGAGGCUAGCGACAUGUUCGUCGGAUAAUUCGGUAAAGAUAUACGACAUCAAAAGCGGUACACAAACACUUGCUGCAGAUUUAAAAGGGCAUUUUGGUCCCGUAUGGCAAGUUGCUUGGGCUCAUCCUAAAUUUGGAAAUCUGUUAGCUUCCUGUUCUUAUGAUAGAAAGGUUAUAAUAUGGAAAGAGUCUGGGGAAUGGACUAAGCUAUAUGAAUACUCAGGACAUGAAAGUUCUGUAAACUCUGUUGCGUGGGCGCCGCCAGAAUAUGGUCUGAUACUGGCCUGUUGUAGCUCAGACGGUUCAAUUUCUAUAAUAUCGUACAACCAAGACGGUGGUAACUGGGAUGUUAAGAAGAUACCCGGAGCACAUGCUAUUGGAGUCAAUUCAAUCAGUUGGUGCCCUGCAUUGUCUGCCGAUCUCAAUUUUGAUCCUCUAACUAAUAAAGAAGCUCCAAAGAGAAUAGUAUCUGGUGGCUGUGACAAUCUCAUUAAAAUUUGGAAAGAACAAGGUGAUCAAUGGGUAGAAGAAAAUCGUCUGGAAAUGCACAUGGACUGGGUGAGAGACGUUGCCUGGGCACCUUCCCUUGGUUUACAGCGUUCCAUGAUUGCCAGCUGUUCUCAGGACAAGAGAGUCGUUAUCUGGUCCAGUGACGAUAAUGUAUCAUGGACACCUAUAAUUCUUAACACUUUUGAUGAUGUUGUGUGGAGUGUGAGCUGGUCACUCACGGGUAAUAUUUUAGCAGUAUCAGGUGGAGAUAACAAAGUGAGCUUGUGGAGAGAGAACACAGAUGGACAAUGGCUAUGCAUCAGUGAAGUUGCCAAGGGCUUGGGCCAAUCUUCUAAUGAAGAAAGAAGCACACUUUGAAGUUAUUUUUCUAUGAUCUAUAUGUUUACUUGUUUAUUUUUGAUGUAAUUGUAAUAUAAUAAACAUAAUUAAUUUAGGUUGCAUUUCUUUUGUUUCAAAGUCUUUUAUAUGUAUACAAAUGUUAAGUUUAUUUUGUUCUAUUAAAAAUACGCUGAGAGAUAUAUCAAGGAUUUGGACUGACAUUAAUAAUACACAUACAAUAAAUUUAAUAAAAAUAACUUCAAUAUUCGCUAAGGAGCUUAAAUAAAGAAAAAAACCUAUGUA